UGAGAGCUGCCCGAAACCGUGCCUGAACGCAUUCACACGUGUUCAGAUGUUUAUUUUGUGACGACCAACUUUUCUUAAAUUAUAGAAACUGUUACCAGCUAUCAAACGUAUUAGACACUAUCAGCAGAGUGGAUUAGUUUCGCUGUUUCUGUCGUUGUUUCGGGCGUUUCCCGCGGGCAGCUGUGAGCGCGGGCGUCGGAGAAACAUGGCGGAGCUGAAGCUCAUCGGCUCGUAGAGAUCCAGAGAGAGUUUGCGGCAUCAGUCAGCAUCGUCUGCCAGAGUUGAUGAUUCAGCAGGAGAAGCCGUUGGCGGGCAGCAUGCCGGUGGUUUGGCCCACGCUGCUCGACCUCAGCAGAGAUGAGUGCAAACGAAUCCUGCGCAAACUGGAGCUGGAAGCGUACGCCGGUGUGAUCAGUGCUCUGCGUGCUCAAGGAGAUCUCACCAAAGACAAGAAGGAUCUGCUGGGAGAACUCACUCGAGUGCUGAGUAUCUCGACGGAGCGUCAUCGAGCGGAGGUGCGCAGAGCCGUGAAUGACGAGCGCCUGACCACCAUCGCGUAUCACAUGUCGGGGCCCAACAGCUCGUCGGAGUGGUCCAUCGAGGGCCGGCGGCUGGUUCCUCUCAUGCCCAGACUGGUUCCUCAGACGGCCUUCACUGUGAUGGCCAACGCAGUGGCCAGUGCGACCGCGCACCAGAACGCCUCGCUGCUGCUGCCCGCCGACACCGCCAACAAAGAAGUGGUGGUGUGUUACUCGUACACCAGCACCACCUCCACCUCGUCCAGUGCAUCAGCUCCCAGCAGCAGCAGUGCAGCAGCAGCCCUUAAAUCCCCUCGACCCGCCAGCCCUGCCUCCAACGUGGUGGUGCUGCCCAGCGGGAGUACAGUCUACGUCAAGAGCGUGAGCUGCUCCGAUGAGGACGAGAAACCCCGAAAGAGGCGGAGAACCAACUCGUCUAGCUCCUCCCCCAUGCUGCUGAAGGAGGUGCCUAAAGUGGCCACGCCCAUUUCCAAAACCAUCACAGUUCCGGUGAGCGGCAGCCCGAAGAUGAGCAACCUGAUGCAGAGCAUCGCCAACUCUCUGCCGCCGCACAUGUCUCCGGUGAAGAUCACCUUCACCAAACCCUGCACCCAGACCACCAACAGCACCACGCAGAAGGUGAUAAUCUGUGUGUGUGUGUGUGUGUGUGGUUCAGGCGGCUCCUCCGCGGCGGUGAAGCUGUCCUCCACUCGUCUGCCGUCUCCCAAGUCUCUGGUCAGCUCUCCGUCUCAGAUCCUGCAGAUUCCUAAAGCGCAGCAGCAGACGGCGGUUCAGGCUGCGUCUCCUAAAGGCCUGCAGGCCUCCCUCUCGUCUCCUCAGAGCUCUGCCGCCGGAGCCAAACCCACCAUUCAGAUCAAACAGGAGUCUGGAGUGAAGAUCAUCACGCAGCAGAUGCAGCCCAGUAAGAUCUUACCCAAACCCUCCAGCGCCGCGCUGCCCAGCAGUAGCUCCGCCCCCAUCAUGGUGGUCAGCAGCAACGGCGCCAUCAUGACCACCAAACUAGUGUCCACUCCCACAGGCUCUCAGGCGUCGUACACGCGUCCCUCCGUCAGUCCAGCGAUCGGUGCGCGAGUGGCCACGUCUCCCGCCGGAGCCACGUACGUCAAGACCACCAGCGGCAGCAUCAUCACCGUCGUGCCCAAGUCUCUGGCCACGCUGGGGGGGAAGAUCCUCACCACCAACAUGGUGUCGGGAACCAGCACCAAGAUCACCACCAUCCCCAUGACCUCCAAACCCAACGUCAUCGUGGUGCAGAAGACCACCGGCAAAGGGACGACCAUCCAGGGUCUGCCAGGGAAGAACGUGGUGACCACGCUGCUGAACGCCGGGGGAGAGAAGACCCUGCAGGCCGUGCCCGGAGCCAAGCCUGCCAUCAUCACCGCGUCGCGGCCCAUCACCAAAAUGAUCGUAGCGCAGCCCAAGAGCCUCGGUGCGGGCGUCCAGCCGUCCACCAAAAUCAUCCCCACCAAGAUCGUGUACGGACAGCAGGGCAAAACACAGGUCCUCAUCAAGCCCAAGCCCAUGGCGUUUCAGACGGCGGUGGUCAGUGAACAGACCCGUCAGCUGGUCAGCGAGACGCUGCAGCAGGUCUCCCGCAGCGCAGAACCCCUCGCCGGCUCCGGUCAGGAUGGCCCGUAUACCGAGAGCAGCCCGGCGGCGUCAGACAGCACUCACGACGCUCAGCCGGUGAUGCACCUCAUCACCUCCAGGGGGCAGGAGUGGACGGAGCAGGAGGUGUCUGUGGAGGCCAGUCCCAGCAUCAUCUACCAGGACAUGACCGGAGAGUCUCAGUCGGCCACGUCCACCAUCAAAGCCCUGCUGGAGCUGCAGCAGACCAGCGUGAAGGAGAAGAGCGACGCCAAACCACGGCAGCACACUAUCGACCUGAGUCAGAUGGCAGUGCCGAUCCCGGUGACGGCGGAGCGGAGACAGUCCCCGGAGCCGUCGGGUCAGAGCGCCGGAGACACGGACGCCGUCACCGAGUACAUCCCCAUCGGUAAAGUGUGUAAGGCUGUGAUCGGAGGAGACGUCACUGCGUCCAGCAGCCAGAGUCAGUCAGUGUCCUGUCCGGCGUCAGCCAAGAGCAGCACCGCCGCAUCCGCAGCAUCCGGACACGCCACGCAACAGGUGGAGGUGUGUGUGCCGCAGGUGAAGCCGCUGCAGGAGCAGGUGGUGGUGGAUGAGGGUGAGUUAGAGGGAGACACUCUGGAUCCUCAGACAGGUUUGUUCUACCGCUCGUCUCAGCAGCACCGCAGUCCUCCACCCAAACCUGCAGCCGGCCCGCCUGACACGCCCACUUCCUCUAAGAGGGCGGAGUCACUGACAGCCCGAGUCUCCGUACAGAGAGCGUCUGCGUCUGCGUCUGCGGCCCUCGUCUCCUCGAACCCUCCACACACACCGCAGCUGCCCAAACUGCAGCAGGCGCCCUCCUCACACAACCGGCCCAACACACACACGCAGCUGUCGCAGCCGCCGCCGCUGCAGGCGCAUCACCCCGUGGGCUCCAGCAAGACGCCCGGCAGCAGCCAGCUGCAGCAGCCGAUCAUCACGCAGGGAGCGUCCGUCACCAAGAUCACGUUCGGCGCUCACCAGUGUCCCCCGGUGUCCAGCAGCGCCGAGGCGUCCGUCAAGCUCCAGCCGGAGUCCAGCUCCAGCCUGACAGCCCCAGAGAAGCCCUCCGACAUCCUGAAGAUCUCCAUGAUGGAGGCGGAGAUCGAGCCCAUGGUGGUGGACUCGUCCAGUGACUGCGGCCCGCUGACCAAGACCCCGAGCGCCUCGCCGCUCAUCAGCAGCUCCAAACAGACGCUCGCUCACGGAGCCUUCGGCCGCGUCAAGAGCAAAGACCUGGACAUCAUACAGGUGAUCCCGCAGUACUCCAUCAUGCCCGACUCCAGCCAAUCAAACGUGGUGGUGGAGCCCAGCGGCUUCCUGGAGAUCAGCGACUACACCAGCCAGCGUCUGGACGAGGAGGCCGCCAUGGAACAGGAAGUGGACAGCAGCAACGACGAGGGGGCGGCGGCCAGCGACCAAUCGAGUGGCAUUUGA
This is a messenger RNA of Cyprinus carpio (common carp), 3584 nucleotides long. RefSeq names its product BRCA2-interacting transcriptional repressor EMSY-like. The record is from RefSeq and is a predicted model, not a curated record. The transcript has 21 exons. Gene Ontology annotation, biological process: regulation of DNA-templated transcription. Lineage: Eukaryota; Metazoa; Chordata; Actinopteri; Cypriniformes; Cyprinidae. The coding region runs from base 285 to 3584 and encodes 1099 amino acids. Gene Ontology annotation, cellular component: nucleoplasm.